Thamnophis sirtalis is the source of this 1323-nucleotide messenger RNA. The record is from RefSeq and is a predicted model, not a curated record. Lineage: Eukaryota; Metazoa; Chordata; Lepidosauria; Squamata; Natricidae.
AAUAACUUGCCUACAAGACAUCAACAAGCGAAAACGAAGCUCAUUUGGUUUGGAUGGUUCAGGGAACCACAAAGAAAUCCUGCCAAGUGUGAAAAGAAGAGGCAUUGCACAAGAGGAACAGACCUCAAACUUGAAAUGCAGAGAUGGAGGAUUGCCUACUCAGGAAGAUGUUGAACAGCCAAACAAGAACAAAAAUUCCAGUCUAACAUGGAUUUGUGAAGAAACUUUGAAUAACACAGUUAUGCCUUCAUAUAAGAAACCUCUUUAUGGGAUCUCUCACAAAAUUACAGAGAAGAAGACUUUGCCAGGAACAGAACAGUUUACUACCUUUGAGUUAUUUGAAAAGAUUAAUCCUAGCAGUCCCUCCAGUCUUAGGACUUUGAAUGAGCAGCGGAAAAGAGAAACAAGCAAUAUUACUGCCGAAUCUGAUUCAAAUAUCUAUUCUUUAAUACAAAAAAUGUUUUAUACACUGAAUACAUUAAAUUCUAACAUGACUCAACUGCAUAGCAAAGUCGAUCUGUUGUCACUAGAAGUCAGUAGAAUUAAGAAACAUGUCAGCCCAAUGGAUGCUGUUGCAGAAUUCAAGCCCCCUCCUGAGUAUCAACUGACUGCCUCAGAACUCAAACAGAUUAUGGAUCAAAGUACAUCAGGUGGUGAUCUGGCUUGCCGAUUACUUGUACAACUUUUUCCAGAACUCUUUAGUGAGGAUGAAUUAAGUAAAGCCUGUACCACAUGUGGUUAUCUUAACAAAAAGAAACUUGAAUCACUUCAUCUGCAGCUCAUCCGAAAUUAUGUGGAAGUCUGUUAUCCAUCUGUGAAAAAUCCUGCUGUUUGGCAAGCAGAAUGUUUGCCUCAGGUCAAUGACUUUUUCAAUAGUUUUUGGGCUCAGAGAGAUAUGGAGAAUAGUCAACCGGAUAUACAAUCCUCCAGUUUUUAUGAGUCUGAUCAUAUUAAUGAUAAAGAUGAUGAUGAAGUUCUACCUAUUGAUGGAAAUACUUCUGUUGCCUCAGAAUGGGUAUUUGAUGCUCAGGAUAUAAAUGAAUUUUUAGAUGAAGCAUCUUCUCCUGGAGAAUUUUGUGUAUUUUUGCUACACAGAUUGUUUCCAGAACUCUUUGAUCAUAGAAAAUUGGCUGAAAGAUACAGCUGUUAUGGAGAGUGUGGAAAACAAGAACUUGAUCCUCAGCGACUUCAGGUAAUCCGCAGAUACACAGAGAUUUACUUUCCUGCUAUGCAGGAGAGAAAGGCUUGGUUACAGCAUUGUGUUCAGCGAAUAAAUGAUGAACUUGAAAGCAUGUAUAUGGAUGACAGUGAGAAUGAACAGAU